Molecule: messenger RNA, 2022 nt
Organism: Anopheles coustani
Lineage: Eukaryota; Metazoa; Arthropoda; Insecta; Diptera; Culicidae
Exons: 2
Coding region: 201-1226 (341 amino acids)
Biological process (GO): positive regulation of ligase activity; response to X-ray; DNA recombination
Cellular component (GO): nucleus; DNA-dependent protein kinase-DNA ligase 4 complex; DNA ligase IV complex
Molecular function (GO): DNA binding
Source: RefSeq, a predicted model, not a curated record
GGAAAGUCUGCCACAAAGCUCGUGUCCAUCCCGUUCCAAUAACUGCGGGUGUACCUGUUCAGUUGCUUGUGCUGGCCAGGAGGAACGUUCAAGAAGGGAAGCGGAAAGGGUACGCGAACGCGAAAAAGAUUGUUGCAUUUCCGAGCUACUGAUUUGUCGCGUACGGGGGCUCAUCACCAUCAGUGCAUGCGAGUGGGAAAAUGGAGCUGGACAAUAUAUUUCUCAACAAGCUUCCCAUCGUUGCCGCCACGGGCAGCGAGGGAGGAACGUGGAACCACUACGCGUUCAUCGAGAGCACUUGGGGCGAGCGAAAAAUUCUGCUGAAGAUCAUCGUCUUCAGUCCGCUGUACAACACACCGCUCAGCUUUCUGUCCGAGAUUGACCACGAGGUGCUGCAGCAGACGGCAAUACGAUUAGAGAAACCGUGGGACAGCUUCCUGCAGGAGACGAAAUUGGCCCUCUGCACGGAAGGUGGUGCGAACGGGUUCAAUUACGCUGUCGAGGAAAACAACUUUGUAUGGCGCAAAAUCGUCGGUCCGAGCCUAUCCUUUACGUACGGGUCCGUUAUACUGCUGCGUUCGCAAUGUCUUCUGUCGGAUGUGCUGUCGAACUCGAUCGCAACCCAGAACCAGCUGCGAAACGAUGUGCAGCUGAAAAAUAAGGUACUGCAUGAGCUGAAGGAAGAGCACGAGGAACUGCUCGAGCUGCAGCGCCAGCAGGAAGAGGACAAUCGACUGUAUGAGAUCGAGCUGAUAACGAAGUGCAUCAGUAUACUGAACGAAAAGAAAGAGGUAAUCAAUCAUUUGAAAUUGAAGCUUGCCGAGGAUGAUGACGAGGAACCGGAAGAAGCUACCGAUCAGCACCACGCGCCGGAGCAAAUGCAGCAGCAGCAAAAGUAUCAUUCGCAGGCCUCAACCGAUCCUGCCCAAGCUUUCUCCCAAGAUGAAGCGAAAUCAUCUUCUCCCACCUCGGCCUGGGUUGAUUUCAACGAAUCAGAACCGUUCACAUUGGACAGCAUCAAGCACGACCCGGAGGAACAUGGAGUGCUCCCGAAGCGAACUAAAUACCAACCGUCGCAUCGAAGUGCAACCUCUACUUCCGUCGGAUGCACUUCGACCGUAACACGAAAUCUAGCAGAAGAUGAGGGCGAAAAACGUGGUCCUCCUGAUACUCAGGAAGACGAGUUCUACAACAAAAACACUGAAGAACUCCUGCAGCAAAUAUGAAACGGAUUAUUUCUAUACACGGAUUUGGCUUUGUUCAAAAAAGCCCAUACCCCACAGCUAGAACGCAGGGACAGAGAGAGACAAAUGUUUAGAUAAGUUCUAAUCUUUUUCUCUUUUUUUCCCUUUUUCUAUUGGUUCACUGUAUAUCAAGUAAAUCUACAGACGUGUCAUCAAUAUUUGACCCGGUCAGAUGGUUCCCACAUGGUUGGGAUAGAUUGCCCGCUAAAUCUUCUCGUAAUUUAACAAUACGCUAUUAAUAACCUUAUAUGAAGUGUGUCAUAGUGCAAUGCAGUAACGUAGGAUAAAUGAUGUGCCAAUAAUUAAAAAAAGGCCGUUGUCAGGCCACAAGCAGGAGGUGAUCAAAAUGCCCACUAUAUAACCACAGUCCGUACUCGAUUUCGACUGAUCCCCCAGUGAAGCAGAUCUAGUUAAGCUUUUUGAGAGUAUGCUUAUGUUUUCUCUCUCCCCAGAAGAAAGGAAUUUCUUUUUAUUUAGGUUUAAAUUAUUUAUUAUUUUAUUGCCGUUGUCUUAAGCAUCCCAUUUUUUUUUGAUAAUAAAAUAAAAACGUAUCUUCUAAGGUUUCGGCGUCUAUGUAUUUACUGAAAGGGAAGUGGUUUCGCUCCGUUCGGCCGUUAUCGAUAUUACGCAAAGUUAAUUGACAACUAUGGAGUAACCAUUCUACGGAAGUACAAAUUGAAAUUUCCUCGACAUGUGGGUCGGGGAUACGUAAUUGUGAAAAAGUGUAAAUAUGUAUCAUUUGAUUUUGCAGAAAAAUGAAACUUUAUUGAACUAUUCA